GGCGUCUCUUUCAUCUUUUUAGUGUUAAUCAACUGUCACCCGUGCGACUCUUGACCCAUCAUCGUCACUAUGUGUGGUAUUUUUGCCUAUUUGAAUUACCUGGUACCUGCCACAAGAAAGGAAAUUUUAGAUAUUUUAAUCAAUGGAUUGAAGAGACUAGAAUACAGAGGUUAUGAUUCAGCUGGUGUUGGCUUCGAUGGCAGCAUUGAAGAUUGUAAAGAAUGUCAAAUAAAACUCAUAAAAAGUCAAGGAAAAGUUUGUAGACUAGAAGAAGCUGUACAAAAAUGUAAAGAUGUCAGCUUUGAAAAGAGUUUUGACAUCCAUGUGGGAAUAGCUCACACUCGAUGGGCUACUCAUGGUGAACCCAGUGAUGUCAACAGUCAUCCACAGAGAUCAGAUACAAGUAAUGAAUUCAUACUGGUACAUAAUGGUAUUAUUACUAAUUAUAAAGAUAUUAAAUCCUUCUUGAUGAAAAAAGGUCAUCAAUUUGAAUCUGAAACUGAUACUGAAGUUAUUGCCAAGCUGAUAAAACAUUUAUAUGGCACACAUAAAGAUAGUAAUAUUACCUUUCGUGAGUUGGUAGAAAUAGCUAUUCAACAAUUGGAAGGUGCUUUUGCUCUAGGUGUAACAAGUGUUCACUAUCCAGGAGAGAUUGUUGUCACUCGACGUGGUUCUCCAUUAUUAAUUGGUGUUAAAAGUCAAACUAAACUUACAACUGAUCAUAUACCCAUUUUAUACAGUAAAGGUAAAAAAGAUAUCAGCCUGCACGAAGAACAUCGAGGAUUUAUUGGUUCUGGAAAGAGAAAUGAGGAACAAACAGAAUUCCAUCCAAUUGGUCCCAAUAAAAUUGUUGAGUAUUUCUUUGCUUCUGAUGCUAGUGCUGUUAUUGAACACACCAAUCAAGUAAUAUUUUUAGAAGAUGAUGAUGUUGCUGCUGUCAAAAAUGGCUGUUUGACAAUUCAUCGUGUUUCUAGAAAUGUUGAUGAUUCUACAAUAAGAGAAGUGAUCACUUUGAAGAUGGAAAUCCAACAAAUUAUGAAGGGGAGCUUCAGUUCUUUUAUGCAGAAAGAAAUCUUUGAGCAGCCUGAAUCUGUUGUGAACACAAUGAGAGGUCGUGUGAAUUUUGCUACCAAUAAGGUCGUAUUGGGUGGUAUUAAAGAUUUUAUGUGUGAGAUACGGAGAUGUAGGCGUUUAUUAUUUAUUGCAUGUGGAACCAGUUAUCAUAGUGCCAUAGCUACUCGUCAGUUAUUAGAAGAAUUAACAGAGUUGCCAGUAAUGGUAGAACUAGCUAGUGAUUUCCUAGAUAGAAAUACUCCUGUAUUUAGAGAUGAUGUCUGCUUCUUUAUCAGUCAGUCAGGAGAAACAGCAGAUACAUUAAUGGCUUUACGAUACUGUAAAACAAGAGGAGCCCUGAUUGUUGGUAUAACUAAUGUAGUUGGUAGUUCUAUCAGUCGAGAUUCACAUUGUGGUGUACAUAUCAAUGCUGGACCAGAAAUAGGUGUUGCCAGUACCAAGGCAUAUACCAGUCAGUUUAUAGCUUUAGUUUUAUUUGGUUUAAUCAUGUGUGAAGACAGAAUCUCAAUGCAGGAAAGAAGAAAUGAAAUUAUUCAAGGUUUAAAAACGUUACCAGAACAAAUUAAAGAAGUAUUAAAGAUGGAUGAACAAAUACACAAGCUAGCACUAGAAUUGUAUCAACAGAAAAGCUUGUUAGUAAUGGGUAGAGGUUAUAACUAUGCAACAUGUCUAGAGGGGGCACUGAAAAUUAAGGAAUUGACCUAUAUGCACUCAGAAGGAAUAUUGGCUGGAGAGUUGAAACAUGGACCGUUAGCUCUAGUUGACAAAGCUAUGCCUGUUAUCAUGGUUAUUACAAGAGACUUGGUUUACAAGAAAUGUAUCAAUGCACUAGAACAAGUUAAAGCUAGACAAGGCGAACCCAUCUUGAUUUGUAACUCGGGUGAUACAGACACUCAAUCACAAGCCAAUAAGAGUGUCUCUGUACCAUUAGCUAUUGAUUGUUUACAAGGCAUUCUGACUUGUAUUCCAUUACAAUUGCUCUCACUUCAUAUAGCUGAAUUACGAAAGUUGGAUGUCGAUUGUCCGCGUAAUUUAGCAAAAAGUGUGACUGUGGAAUAAAAAACAGAAGAAUUGCAAUAUGGAUCAACCUCGCCAUUUAUUAAAGACCUAUGCAAGCACUAUGGGUUAACAACAUGGAAUUAUCAUCGUAUUUUAACUGCUGUCAUUUGUCAUGGAUACAUUGUUUAAUUUUUUAUACUAUGUAAUACGAGUUCUGAUCUGAGGUCCAAAAGUUGUUGCCAUAUUUAUACAGAUAGGGCAUCAUCAACAUGUAAUUUACACUGAAGGUUUAUUAGGCUGUAUAUAAAAAUAAAUUUGUGAAGUAAAAACCGUUGAAUUUUAUGGUCAAUCGAUCUCAAUUUUUUUUAUCAAUUUUAUUGAAAAAUACUUGUUUUUGUUGAUGUCCCAGCCAAAAUAUUUCAUUUGAAUUGAUAUGAAUUAAAACAAGCGAUUUAGAUGAGCAUUUUUAACAGCAGGGACGAACUAUGUGUGUUCUUCUUCCCUUAUGAACUUGUAUCAAUUGCUUUAGAAAUAUUGUAAAUAAGAGUUUGAAUAUAUAGUAUAUAGGCAUAUUUAAUAUAUUUGGGGAACAUAUUCUAUUCUAGUGGGAUAAAUUAAUUGUAUAUACAAAUCAUAUUUUAUUUGUUAUAUUUAACAAGGGAUGCUGGUUAUACCUUUUUUAGUAGCCAGAUUGACAAUUUGACAGGUUGUUAAUUUUUAAAAUUUAAAAACAUCAAUUUUUAUGUUGAAUUUAGUAUUUACACCCCAUUUCUUUUGGCAUUAUUAUAAGCCAGCAACCAAUUCUUUUUUUAUGUAAUGAAACUAUUGAAAGAAGUAUACAUAAUAUUCCUUUCUUUGCACUUAACCUCUUCAGAUUUUUUUUUUGUAUUUUAGGCUUCACUAAUAAUGGACCAAAAUAUAUUCUGUGAUAUGCUUUUAAAUCAUUUCAUUUUGGAGUUUUAUAUUUUUAUGUUUAUUUCCUCUAGUUUCUUCAAUGUAAGAAAGGGAAAUGCCAAGAUUGCCAAGUUGAGGAUUCAUAUUGUCCAACAUACCUUAAAACCAUAGCAUAAGUCUUGGCAUUCUCUUUUGAUGUACCUUUGCUUAAAUGUAUCAUUUUACAAGCUGAACAAAUCAGAUAAUUCAUGUUUUAUUUACAGUUUGAUUCAUCCUAUUCUCACUGUGUUUUAAUCGCACAUCAUAUACAUGGUUGUAAUGAUAUUAAAUUGGUCUAUAUUUUA
Messenger RNA from Lottia gigantea (owl limpet), 3311 nucleotides. RefSeq lists its product as hypothetical. The coding region runs from base 70 to 2133 and encodes 687 amino acids. NCBI's taxonomy places the organism in Eukaryota, Metazoa, Mollusca, Gastropoda, Lottiidae. The record is from RefSeq and is a predicted model, not a curated record. The transcript has 21 exons. Gene Ontology annotation, biological process: UDP-N-acetylglucosamine metabolic process; protein N-linked glycosylation; fructose 6-phosphate metabolic process. Gene Ontology annotation, molecular function: carbohydrate derivative binding; L-glutamine:D-fructose-6-phosphate transaminase (isomerizing) activity.